This is a messenger RNA of Lates calcarifer (barramundi perch), 4932 nucleotides long. RefSeq names its product poly(ADP-ribose) polymerase family member 10 (gene parp10). Gene Ontology annotation, biological process: negative regulation of gene expression. Gene Ontology annotation, cellular component: cytoplasm; nucleus. The record is from RefSeq and is a predicted model, not a curated record. Lineage: Eukaryota; Metazoa; Chordata; Actinopteri; Centropomidae. Gene Ontology annotation, molecular function: transcription corepressor activity; NAD+ poly-ADP-ribosyltransferase activity; RNA binding.
UAUUAAACUGGUUGUUCCCCUUUAACACGUGCAGGUGAUGACGCCACCCGCCGUUCAACAAGCAGCACAACAAGGAAGUCCUCAGAGUCUCCGGUUCAACCCGUUUAGACGAAACUAAUUCAUGAGCCAAUGGUUUCCUUGUAGCACAGUAUGCCAGUUGAAAGCCCGGAGGAGAGGACAGUGGAGGUGCUGCUGCUGCCCAAAGAUGUGGAUGAGGAACUGCUGUCUCUGUAUUUCGAGAAUAAGCGGCGCUCUGGGGGAGGCCCACUUAUCUCUGUGGAGAAGAAGGAUGGCCGUGCCAUAUUGGUGUUUGAAGACGCAGAAGCUGCAGCCCGAGUGCUAGCUAAAGGGCACCAUGUUCUGCAUAAUGUCGAGCUGAGUGUGAGAAAGCCUCCCUCAAAGGACCCAUGCAGACUGCUGCUGCGGGGGAUCAACCCCAGCACCCUCACUGAGAUGAUAGAGCUCUAUGUGGAGAACAUGAUGGGCUUGAACAUGCCAGACUACAAACUGCAACCCUUACCGGGGAGAGAUUUCAUCCUCAUUCACCUCAGUCAACCCCUCUCGAAAGAUUUCGAAAAGCUUAGUGAGAAGAUCUCCAAGAGGAGACUGGAUGGGGCCAAGGUGACACUUGAGCAGAUUGAGCAAACUGACUCUGUUUUAGUGGAGAACCUGCACCCUGGCACCACUCCAGACACACUCAAUCUUUACUUUGAGAGCAAGCGAGGUGGGGCUCAGAAGGUGAAGGAGGUCACCAUGCUAUCAGAGGGUACAGCAAAGGUGUCCUUUGUCAACCAUGAAUCUUUGGGCCCCAUCCUGGAUCACCAACACAAACUGGAAGGUGCUGACUUAGUAGUGAAGCCAUACUUUGACUUUCUUCAACCAACAGAAGAAGUAACAUCACAAAACUCUGAAAGGCAAGAUACGACUGAGAGAAACUCUGAGGAUCUGAGUGAUAUUCAGAUGCAGACCAGUCCUCCCUUAGUGGUCAAUGCCAGCAGUCUGUCCUCCUGUCAGAUGACCUCAGAGCCUGCUGCUGCCCAUGUGGUGGUAGAGAAGGCAACUGAGGAAGUGAUGGAGAAUCAAACUGUGGAUACAGACACACUAUCACAUCAUAUUGCUAUUGCUGACCCAGUAAAACUUGCUUUGUUUCAACGUAGCCCUCUUCCACAGAACAUUAAAAAGACUCACCCAGAUUUCACCAUACAGAUUAAAGAUGAUGGUGUUCACAUUGUAGGAACCGGGAGACAAAAGUUGGAGCAGAUAAAACACACUGUCUCAGACUUUCUCUGCAAUAUUGCUGAAACCACUUUCACCCUUGAGCCAGAAAAGGCUCAGUUCCUUGCAAGAAAAGAUGUUAAAGAGCGACUACUGCAGACCAUGAAUCAAACUGGGUCACCCACAAUGUACUCUGUAUCAGAUUCUAAAGUCUUGGUAACAUCACUAUCUCAGAACUCGGCUCAGCAGGCAUGUAGCUUUUUAAAAUCCCAACUGUGCCACUUCAGGGUACCGUUGGACACAGAAUAUGAGGGCAUGUUAUAUUGCAGAGAGUGGUCUGAGUUCCUACAGGCUCUGGGCUUCUCCUCUGUAAAGGUGUCAGAACGAGGAGGGAAUAUUGAUGUGUUAACUCUGAAAGGGAUGGAGAGCGAGAAGCAGGCUGCAAUCCUGCAGUUUCUUACAACACCCAUUGAAAGGGAGACAGUCAUCUCUAUGGAGCCAGGCAUGCUGAAAUACAUCCAGAUCCACUGUCAUCAGCUGUUGGCUGAUAUGGACCAAGUGUCUAUUUUUCCACUAGAGGCUGAGGAUGUCUGUGGGUUAAAGAUCCAUGGCCACGCUGUUGCUUGUCAAAUGGCUGAGGAGGUGUUGCAAGGUGUUGUGUCCUCUAUCUGCACCAGAACCAUCACAGUAAACGCCCCAGGAGUGGCCCGCUUUUUAGGCGAGGCAGAGUGCAAGAGCAUCCUGAAUGAGAUGGAGUCAAAGUUUCAGGUCUACAUCAGCCCUAAGUACGUCCCCUGGGAACCCCUGCCUCACCAGGACAUUUUUGAAACUGCAUGGAAGAUGAUGUCUCACCAAAACUUUCAGGGAGUGCCUGUGGAUGGUCCUGCACAGGAGUUAAAAGCAGAUUCAAUGCAAACUGACUAUAGUGGAGCUCCUGAUAAAGGUCUUUUAGAGGAAGCAAAGAGAAUCGUCUCAGCCAUUGAUGAAAGAGUCGAGGAGGGUGUGUCCAACUCAGACCAGCUCGAUGACACAGAUAAUAUGGACCUGUACACAGCAGAUGAACCGACCAGCCUGACAGACCAGGAGCAGGAUGUGAUAAUAAUUGAUGCUUCCGAGACCUCCACUGAGGGGAAUGCUGUGCGUGGGUCAGCUCUGGGCCUUUCGAGCAAUCUGGAUGAGGAAGCUCAGCUAUCUCUAGCCAUUCAGUACUCGAUGGAGUCAAGCCACUGGACCGUGGAGGAUGAGGAGGAACAGCUGAAAAAAGCCUUGGAGCUGUCAAGAAAAAUGAUACAAAAUGAAGGCUCCCCUAGCUGUACUAAGAACCCCCAAGCCAAUCAGCAGAAAAAGAGCAGCGAUGUUUCCUUACAGGAGGCCAUCAAAGCAGCCAACACCAUCCAGAUAAAUGUGUUUGCAGGCUAUAGCUGUGAUCUGAUUCGGGUGGACAUAGCCUUUGGGAAGAAGGUCACCCAAAGACAAGUCGAAGAAAAACUCGAGCACAGGAGUGUGAGGAACAUGUCCGAUUACCACAGGAAGUGUCUGGAGAUGAUCAAGAGGAAGCAUGCAGUCGAGAUUCAAGUUCAGGGCACCAUAAUCACUGUUUCUGGAUUCAAGGACUUUGUGACUGGAGGAGUGUGGGAUGUAAAGCUGCUGCUGGAGAAAAUCACCAACUCUGUACCCAACCGGGAAAUCCUGAAGACUGUUCAGUGGGUGGUGCAUGAUCCCACCUCCUCAGACACGACUCCAUUUUCACCUGAUGCCACAGUAUUCAUCGAGAAUGCUUGGAGGAUGAAGCUGAAGACUGUUGAUAUCUUGCUAGACAAUCAGCCCCAUAUUAUCAACUUUGAAAAGAUGCAGGAAUACAACAUAGCUUCUGGGAAAUCUGUGAAAAUCUCCAGGAAGCUGCUGGAGUUAGGAGAUUUGAAUCAGGAUGUACCAGAGGAGGAAUACUCUCUGCUGUCAAACCUGCCCGAAGCAACCAAAGUCGAUGAGGAAUCUGAUGAAUUUCAGAAUGUGGUGAAGAAUUUCUAUGAGACCAUUCAGGAAUACCACAGCAAGAUCAGAAUCAUACAGGUGGAGAAGCUCAUGAAUCGACUGCUGUACAAUCAGUACAAGUUAAAGAAGGCGAGCAUUCUGCAGCGUGCCACAUACCCAGAGGUUGAACGGACUCUCUACCAUGGCACAAGUGAGAGUAGUGUGAAAGAGAUAUGUGUUCAUGGAUUCAACAGAAGCUUCUGUGGAAAGAAUGCCACCGUCUAUGGUCAGGGGGUGUAUUUUGCUGUCAACUCUUCGCUGUCUGUUCAGGAUCAAUAUUCACCCCCAAAUGCAGACGGACACAAGUUUAUUUUUGUGUCGAAGGUUCUAACAGGGGACUAUACUAAAGGCUGCCAUUCGAUGAAGACCGCCCCGCUGAAGGAGACCGGUGAUAUUCCCCUCAGAUACGACAGUGUGACAGAUGACAUUACCAAGCCGUCAAUGUUCGUCAUCUUCAACGAUACACAAGCUAUUCCAGAAUAUCUCAUCACAUGUCAGAGAAUCCAUCGCUGAGGAAACCGAUUAGCCAUUAGACAAACUGCUUUUAAUGUGUUGCCUUGAUUUUAAAAAGUGCAUUUGAUUUAUAAAGGGCUAAUGUGUUAUAGUGUACAGUUGGUAUUUUUUUUACUUUGCUGAUCAAAAUUUUAUCAAGUACUUUGCUGUUUCAUCAGUUGCUCUAUUUUCUGUUCUUCUUAAGUCUGAUCAAGAGAAACUCAAACACAUUUGAUUAAGUAACUUUAAACAUUCCCUUUCAGCACAUAAAGGGUCACUGUGCCAGGUGUGACUUGGCAGUAAUUGCAUGACAUUUUACAUGCAACAGUCAAUUUUGUACUUGUGGACAGAGAUCAUACACUCUAAUGUUUACUCUCCUUGCUUAAACUUGGAAGAAUCCAAAUUAUGUUGUAAUUGUGAUUUUCAACCAUGGUUUUGGGGUUUUCUUCAUCCAGGUUACUGUAUUAAUGUGAAUGUAACUGACAGUUUUGGUUUAAAAUCUAACCUUUUCCAGGAGGCUAAUGUGAAAUAUUUUCCCCAUUUAUUAGUUUGUGCGUCCAGAAAGUUUGAUGACCUUAUAUAUUUACUUUCAGGUUCAGUUGUAGUGUCCAGAAUGUGCAGGUUUUUCUUUUGGCCACAUAAGAAUAGUUAACUGGUCUGAGAACAGCCCCUUAACAUAGUAACUAUGUUAGAACAGCAGCAGGCCUAUUAGGCCUAUUGUGAUAAUAACCAGAAUUAUUCUUUACCACAGUGCAGCUAAUAACUGUUGGUUUUUCAAGCUACAGAAUCAUUACUCUGUUGUAAAUUUGAAGCCAUGCACAUCUGUCACAUCUACUGUGCACUUUGAAUGAAUGUACAUUAUUUUAAUCAAAUAAUCUGAGUUAAGCCUUGUGUACCAUGUGCAAACCAUGAUGAAGCUUGAUUCUCAUAUUCCAGUCCCACUGUUCCUUACUUUGUGAAGUAAACACAGGUUGCACAGUUUGUCCACAUGGUUACUGAAUGGCAGGAGAGUGUAGGGUAAAAUUAGUGUUUACAGCAAGCCCCCAGAAAAGAAAAAGGUAACAUGCUAAAGUCAUAACUACCAACCUGUUUUCCUCUAUAUUGGAGAAGUAUCAUUCAACUUUAUACAUAAAUCUGUUCUGGGCCUAUGAUUUCACUACUGUUCUGAUUAAUUAAAAGAAAGUGCCAUUUUAA